UUUAUUUAUUUAUCUAUUUAUUUAUUUAUAUAUCUUUAUUGUAUAUUUUGUAUGGCCAAUAACUAUUGACGAUAAAUAAUGACAUUAGUUUUAACAGACGAUGCACAAUCACCGCUUAUUGCAGCUUUAUAUGGACAUGUACAAGCAUCCAUUCAUUUAGUUCAAGUUAUACUUAAACUUGAGUGGACUAUAUUUAGUCGUUUAGUUGCAGUUUUAAUAUUUUUGACUUUUGCGUAUAUUAUUUAUAUUAUGAUUACAUUGCGUCAUGGACGUCAUCCUUUAAUGAUUUGGGAGAAAUUAGGAAAGCCAGUUGUGAAGAUCUUUAGACCAUGGACCUUUGCUCGUUUGUUAAAUAAAAAUGAUCCUUAUGCUGCUUCUAUUGACAUGCGUGUGUCUACAUUUUCACGUGGUUUUUGCACUGCUAUUAUGCGGGAUCAUCAUAGCACACAUAAUACACAGAAAGGUAUUCAUCCUACAGCUUUGGCUACUUUUGCAGAAACAACAGGAGGCUUAGCCCUUAUGAGUAAUUUAAAAAAGAAAGAUAGAGCUAUUUUAAAAUCUAUUAGAAUGGAGUACAAAAAGAAGGCUCGCGGCUUAUUGACUGCAAGUUCGGAUUAUACACUUCCGAGUGAUUUAGAGGAAGGAAGACAUGAGAUACAAACUGAAGUAGUUAUUAAGGAUCGAAUGUUAGAUACAGUGGCUAUUGCCUAUCUUAUUUGGUGUAUAGAGACUAAAGAGGCGUAAAAACUAUAAAAUAAAUAAUGUGGAUUUUUUCUUGUGCUGCACAACUUA
This is a messenger RNA of Cokeromyces recurvatus, 792 nucleotides long. RefSeq lists its product as uncharacterized. Lineage: Eukaryota; Fungi; Mucoromycota; Mucoromycetes; Mucorales; Mucoraceae. The transcript has 5 exons. The record is from RefSeq and is a predicted model, not a curated record. Bases 79 to 744 code for a protein of 221 amino acids.